AUGUCACUUAGUACCACAUUACCACGACGAUGGAUUUAUAUAUUACGAGCUUGGAAAUCACAUCUGGCCUCAGUGCACACGGCUAACAGACUUGCAUCAAAGCCAAGUUUUCUGGAACGUCUGAAGACGUCAAUUUUUCGUGUCGACGAUAAAACAAAAUCUCUCAAUCAAUCCAGCGACAAUUCCACAUGGAUUCAGGCAAUCGCCGAAGCGGAGAAUCUCGUAAACCACAAGGGGGGAUCACACAUCGAUCCUGCACAAUUAGUAGGAAAAGAUCUGACAGAUCUAACAAAGAAUAUAAAGCAACUACUCGGCAGUAAGCAUCCAAUGUUAAACACCGUCAAUAAAUAUUAUUUCAAUGCACAAGGAAAACACAUCCGUCCUUUGAUCGUGCUGUUAAUGUCUCAAGCGACAAGUAUAGCCCCAAAACACCAUAACAUAACUUUGGCGGACACGUAUCAAAUUAUAGACAUUUCUCUCACCCCACAGCUUUCAUUGAACGAGGGUAUGGCAGGCGUUGACAGGGACACGCCAGCACGUUAUCUCCCAACCUUUUCGACCGACAACACUUUCAUCCUCCCCACCCAGCGUCGGCUAGCCGAAAUAACUGAAAUGAUUCAUACCGCAUCGCUUUUCCAUGACGAUGUGAUAGAUAUCUCAGAUUCGCGAAGAAAUCAACCAUCGGCUAACGUAUGCUUUGGAAAUAAAAUGGCAAUACUUGCGGGUGAUUUUCUUCUUGCUCGGGCGUCAGUCGCGCUGGCCAGAUUGCGAAAUCCGGAAGUAAUUGAAUUGCUUGCUACGGUUAUUGCAAAUUUGGUAGAAGGAGAGUUUAUGCAAUUGAAAAGUACCCAGACAGACAAGACAAUAUUUGAACGUUAUAUAGAGAAGACUUAUAUGAAGACUGCAAGCUUGAUCGCAAAGAGUUGUCGAGCUUCAUCAGUGUUAGGCGGGUGUACCGAAGAAGUAGCUGAUAUCGCAUAUAAUUAUGGGAAAAAUUUGGGGCUAGCUUUUCAGCUGGUUGACGACAUGUUGGAUUUUAUGGUCAGUCAAACUGAACUGGGAAAACCUGUUGGGGCUGAUCUCAAGCUUGGCCUUGCUACAGCUCCAGUGUUGUAUGCUUGGGAGCAAUUCCCUGAGCUUGGUCCACUGAUUGAAAGAAAAUUUUCAAAAGAAAAAGACGUUGAAAGGACUCGAGAACUUGUUUACAAAAGUCAGGGACUUGAACGGACUAAGCUUCUAGCUGCAUCUCAUUGCCGGAAGGCUGCAGAGGCGGUCCUACAGUUGCCCGAGUCCGAUGCAAGAAACGCACUGAUACAACUCACAGAGAAAGUAUUGACGCGAAGAAAAUGA
Molecule: messenger RNA, 1350 nt
Organism: Paraglomus brasilianum
Lineage: Eukaryota; Fungi; Glomeromycota; Glomeromycetes; Paraglomerales; Paraglomeraceae
Source: the annotation of a GenBank genome assembly